Anneissia japonica is the source of this 2141-nucleotide messenger RNA. RefSeq names its product cysteine-rich venom protein VAR10-like. NCBI's taxonomy places the organism in Eukaryota, Metazoa, Echinodermata, Crinoidea, Comatulida, Comatulidae. Bases 94 to 1119 code for a protein of 341 amino acids. The transcript is spliced from 9 exons. The record is from RefSeq and is a predicted model, not a curated record.
UUGAACAUUAAUUCGCUUCUUACAUGAACAGAAUAAUCGCCAGGACAUAGUAAUACAUAUUUUGAUAUAAAACCAAACAAGAAAAACCCUAACAUGUGUAGAAUGGACGUUGCCGUGUUUUUGAUAACAUUGUGUGUAGUUUUGCAAGAUACACUGGGCCAGGAGGACCUGUCAGAAAACGCGUUGGCUCAAGAAGAGCGGUCCGAACAGUGGUUUCAACCUCGUCAAAACCAACAGAUACUGAAUACCAUCAACUCCUUGCGACGCAUAGCGGCUUCGAAAGUAGGGGAAGGCGUUACUGCAUCUAAUAUGAAAAAGCUGAAAUGGGACAGUAUUCUGGAAGAAGAAGCUAAACUGUUGACAUCGUGUGAGCAGUUAUUGAACAAUGACGAAAGUGAAGCUUCCUUUAUGGAAUUGACCAGCAGUUCGACAUCCUUGUUUGAGGUGUGGGAAUGGGUUGAUGCUGCUGCAACCAGAGGCGUGUUAUCUAUUAAAAAUACGGUUGCCACCACUAUGGACGAGAUGUUUAGCGAGGUCUUCAGCGAGGGUGACAACUUCAAUUUCUUUACUCGACGGUGUAAUAAAGGAUUAAACUGCAGUCGCUAUCUUCAGUUGACUUGGGCUGAUGCGGAUCAGGUCGGCUGCAGCAUCAAUUCCAAAUGUCAUUACGAUGCCAACGUUCAUUAUCUAAGUUGUGUUUUCAAUAUCGAAGCGAAGGUGUUAGAAGAGCCUUUUAGAAUUGGUACCGAAUGCUCCAGGUGCCCGGACUCAGCACCUUUUUGCGAGGCAGGUCUAUGUGUUUCUUCCUGUGAACAGAGCAAGGACAGCACGUGUUUUUGUCCGAAGACAUGCGUUCACAAGGGAAUUGGUUCUGGCGUUCUCGACAAAACAAGUUGCACGUGUGAAUGCACUUAUGGCACUGGUACAGAUUGCCAAGAUGUUUGUGAAAAUAUUCAACUAUACGAAAACUAUGACUACUGUGCCGAAAUCAACACAGAAGAACACUGCGAAAAUGACAAAUUUCUGCAACUCCUUUUCUGCAAAGAAAACUGUGACUAUGGAUGCAAAAAAUCACCGUACGUUGUGGAGAUGAUUGAAGCAUCAGUGUUGAAGAAGUAAUCACGAGGACUGACGUGAAGGUAUAUACGAAUACUGCAUUCCAUCAAACGCGUCUCAUUAUCUGUCAUUGGAUGAUACCAGGAGAUGAACAACAUAUGCGACACAGACAACGACUUUAGAUGAUGAAAAUCUAAAUCGAAUAUUGUUACAUUAUCAAAAGUAACACUUUGUGCAAUCCAGCAUAAAGUGUAAGCGGGAGAUAUCAUUCUUAUAUCAAGUGAGGAAUUUGUAAACUCAUCAACUUUGAAGCCGUAUAAGGUUUUCUUUUGACGUCAUAACUGACGUCAGGUGACAAAUAUACCAUGAAGAUUACUAGUAAAAUGUUUUAUAUGUGAAAAGAUGUAAGGCGUUUCCACUAGAACUUGGAGAUGCAAACAAUAUAAUAAUAAUCAUCAUCAUCAUCAUAAUCAUCAUCGACAGCUUUACAAUUACCGUACUUAAUUACCUCACUGAUUUGACACUGUAUGCUGUAGUUUUCACACACACAUACAAAUACAUGUAUAUUUAUUAUAUAUUUGUUUAUUGUUUGCUAUUUUUAUUUGAUCAUAUUUUUCGUUUCUUAGGUAGGCCUAUGCCUUUCGAUUUUUAUUUUAUAAUAAUACCGGCAAUGUCAUAUUGUAUGCUGGGCCCCGGGAAAAGUAUAUUGAUUUCGUCGUUUUGAAAGACAAAAAGGAAGAAAAGCCCACUAAAGUUUGAAACGACUGGGGGUCCUCCUGGUCGUGAUUUGGUAGUACACCGAGAGACAAUCCCUAAUCUUUUCUGAAGAACUCACAUAUUGCACACGGGACCAACGACUUAACGUCUUAUCCGAUAGACGGUGCGUUUUGCGAUCCAGCUGAAACACAAAGAGAGCAGUAGAUGAUUGAGCAAGGGACCAAUGAAUCAACAAAUAUUAUUAUUAUAGGUAAAUACAGACACAUAUCGGUUGCCGAACGUUUCAUUUUGAGAACACGACUCUUUUUCUGGUCUAUGCUAAAAAAAACAUCAACUGAUCUUUAUCAUUAUGAAUAUAUAAUGUGAAU